ACCAACUGCUGUCAACUUCAUAUAAAAAAAACGCUUUGACAGCACUUGGUGCACUACCGGUGCACCACCAGAAUGAAAACGAAUAUGGCAUUAGUAAGUAGGCGAGAAGAGCGCGGUGAGGUUCAGUGAAUGUGUUUGUAAACAUCGGAAAAUUUGUUCGAGCUGAGGGCUUUGUUGAUAAACAAACUCCACGAACUCCAUAGUAGCCAAAUCAAAAUGGCUGAAUCGGGAGUUUCCAUACGGAGAAAAAAGAAGAAGGAGAAUCGGGAGUUUCUCAUAUCGUUACACCUCCUAUAUAUACACAACUUGGACUAUUCUGCAGCAGCUGAAAAUCAUAAUAAAUCAGGUACUUAGGAAAAUAAUGAUUUGGGCUAAGAAUCCAUUAUCGGGUUUCUUCUUUUAAAAAAAGGGAUACGUGGUCGACAACAUUUGGUUGUUUUAAAUAACGUUCAAAAUGGUACGGAUUCGGCGGAAGUUUGUUUUUAUCCUGACCGGGAUAACAUUGUUCGCUUUUUUGGUGCUGUAUGCCAUUCUGAACUAUUCCAUUCCAUCGGAAAAACCGAACAAACAUUUUGUCAUGCUAGAGGAUAAAAUCAAAAAGCUUGAAAAUGGUCUCAACCGGCAUUGGCAGGAAUUUGGCGAAAUUAAGCAACAAAUUGAUUCCAUUCGUCAACAUCCGGAUGAGUAUGGUGGUGAUGAAUCGCGGCGCUUGGACAAAGUACCGGCAGUCGCUGCCCCGCAUCUUGGUAAUAGAGAGAUGAUCAAAGAUUCGGUUAUCAGUGCCAAUAGGGACACUGGGGGAAUAUGCUCGCUGCGCACGGAUGUAGUUCCUCAAACAGAUAUCCAGAUGUUGGAACUUUAUGAGCGAAUGGCAUUUGACAAUGUGGACGGAGGCGCAUGGAAGCAGGGCUGGCAAGUUAGCUACGAUGAAACAAACUGGAACUCCCAUCACAAACUGAAAGUUUUUGUGGUGCCGCAUUCCCAUAACGACCCCGGGUGGAUUUACACCUUCAAUGACUACUACGAGCGGCAGACUAAGAUGAUCUUUGCCAACAUGCUGCGACACCUUGACGAAAACCCAGGAAUGAAGUUUAUCUGGGCUGAGAUAAGCUAUUUCGCGCAGUGGUACGAUCAUCUGGUUGCCGAAGACAGAAAUACUGUUAAAAAGUUGAUAAAAAAUCGCCAGCUUGAAUUUGUGACGGGUGGUUGGGUUAUGCCAGAUGAGGCAAACUCCCACUGGUACUCGAUGUUGCUGCAGCUCACCGAGGGCCAAAGCUAUCUGAAAGCACACCUUAACGUUACACCAACAUCCUCUUGGUCGAUUGAUCCCUUUGGCCAGUCGGCUACUAUGCCGUACAUUUUGAAGCAAAGUGGUUUUGACAACCUGCUCAUUCAAAGAACACAUUAUAUUGUGAAGAAAAAUUUUGCCAUGAAGAAACACUUGGAAUUCCGUUGGCGUCAGCUAUGGGAUACGCGGGGCGAAACGGAUCUAUUGACCCAUAUGAUGCCAUUCUAUUCGUACGAUAUUCCGCACACGUGUGGGCCAGACCCGAAGGUAUGUUGCCAGUUUGAUUUCAAGCGUUUGCCAAACUUUGGCUUGUACUGCCCUUGGAAGAUUCCUCCUUCACCAAUAACGGAUGAAAACGUAGCCAAAAAAGCUGAGCUUAUAGUUGAUCAGUGGCGCAAGAAAUCAGUUCUAUAUAAUACCAGGAAUGUACUGAUACCACUAGGGGAUGAUUUUAGAUACACUCAAAGUAGAGAAUGGGAAGCGCAAAGAGUAAACUAUGAAAAAUUGUUUGAUUAUAUCAAUAACGAACAUUCGCUGAACGUUGAAGCGCGGUUUGCAACCCUCCAGGAAUAUUUUGACUCUAUAAGAUCCAGUUUUGAACUAGACCAUUUCCCUUCAUUGAGCGGAGACUUUUUCACGUAUGCUGAUAUUAAUAACGAUUACUGGAGUGGCUAUUUCACGUCCCGGCCGUUUCACAAACGGCAGGAUCGGAUUCUACUGAACUAUGUUCGCAGUGCGGAGAUGUUGCAUGCCUGGAACCAUUGGAGUUCGGAGGCUGAGGAAGAACUCGGUUCUCGUUUGGAGAAUGCUCGACGCCAAUUGUCGUUGUUCCAGCAUCAUGAUGGCAUUACCGGUACAGCUACUGCCCAUGUGAUGGAGGACUAUGCUGAUCGCAUGGCCAAGGCACUCGAAGACUGCAAAUUUGUAAUGCAACAGGCCGUUUAUAGAUUAUUAACGAAAUCAGAAGUCUACGAAGGAGAUCCUAAAUUUCAUUAUCUGGCAAUAGACGAUUCCCGCACAGCAGACGGUUCGGACACUUUCCGCCCCACCAUCAUUAUAGGUGAAGAACUGCCCUUCAAACACGUGGUAGUGCACAACUCUUUGCCGUACACUCGAACGGAAUUGGUUGAAGUUUACAUUGGCAAACCCUACGUCACAGUACAGGACUCACGGGAUGGCCAAACGGUUCCAGCGCAGGUGUCCCCUGUAUGGGCUUGGCAUACUCGCCCUGAUGGCAGCAGCAGUCCUCAAGCGUCAACCACAAAAUUCCGUUUGUUAUUCAAAGUAACAGUUCCUCCACUUGGUCUCGUAGUUUAUACCGUAAAUUUCCGUUCGCGAAAGCAGGACUGCGACGGUGUGUCGUUUGCCAAAACUACCAUUCUCUCACGAACACCAUUUACAGUUAAUCUUCGCGAAUAUCCUGAAGAAGCUGAGUUUGUAAAGCACAGAGAAACCUCGCUACAUAUUGGUGAAGGUCCUCGAGCGGGAUUUAACGCAAACGGCCUUUUAAAGUCGAUUUCUGUCGAUAACGAUAUGGUGCCAAUUCAUUUAGAUUUCCUGAAAUAUGGAAUGCGUUUCGAAUCCGGAAAAAGUGGUGCUUAUUUGUUUCACCCGGAUGGUCCUGCAACUGAAAUAAAACUGAACGAUCCAGUAGUGUUGAUUAUGAAGGGUCCACUGGAAGCUAGUAUCACAACGGGACUAUCAUUUGCAAACCAUCAAACCAUUUUAAGAGGCGACGCAAUCGAAAUACGCAACACCAUCGAUAUUGGUUCUCGAGAGAAUACCGAAAUUGUGAUGCGAAUAUCAACAAACAUUGCUAGUGGUGAAUAUUUUUACACUGAUCUCAACGGUAUGCAGAUUAUUAAACGCAAGAGAUUUGCUAAACUACCGAUUCAAGGCAAUUAUUAUCCGGUUCCCAGCGCAAUGUAUAUCCAAGAUGAAAGUUUACGGUUAACGAUUUUGAGCGGUCAGCCUCUCGGAGGAUCAUCUUUGAAAUCUGGUCAGAUGGAAAUCAUGCAAGAUCGACGACUAACGCAGGACGAUGACCGUGGGUUAGGUGAGGGUGUGCUGGACAAUCGUCCAGUGCUGCAUUUAUUCCGAUUAGUUUUGGAAAGUCGUGAAUCUUGCACUAAGCUAGAUCCCGGUUACCCUGCUGGAUUUUUGACGGCUAAUACCCAUCGUGAGCUAAAUACUUUGCUGCAUCCCAUGGAAAAGCUUAUUUUCAAUGAAAACCAAUGGACAGGAUUGCUGCCCGCUUUCGGUGCAAACCACGAAGCUCUGGAACGGGACAUGGAAGUAGUAGCCAUGCGUAAUCUCCCGCACAUCACAAGCGGUAGAGAAAAAAAGACGGCCCUUGGAUUGGUAGUACACAGGACAAACUUUGAAGACUGUGGUUCGGAGGCAACAACGGAAGGAAAUCUGAACAUUAAAAAACUUUUGAACAUAGGCAUGGACAAUGAGCACGGUAUCUACAGUUCUCCGUUGACUCUAUUACGAAAGCAGGAGCUGGUGUCAUCUGACGACAUCAGUUUGUGUCCGAUGGACGCAAAAGCAUUCAUCAUUCACCGAUGAAUUGGAAUACUUUUCUAACGGUAGCGUUUUUGUUUACAUAUUUAUACAGCAGUAAUGAACCCGCCCUUCGGAUAAGUCUAUCAAGACUUGGUUAGCGCAAAGAACAAAAGAAAUCUGAUGAGAGCUGUCUGGAUGCCAAUGGCACGUUCGUAAAUUGAUUUUUCGUAAACUAUAAACAAACGUUUGCAAAAUAGGAUUGUUCGAUCUUCAGGCAAAAAUCUAUGCAGCUGGAUGGUUCCAGGUUCGAUCCACCGAAAAAUCGAAGCAAAAGGAUCGAUCUCCGCAAGAUCGAUCUUUUGAAUUUUUUUUAAGAGGAGUGCUGUCUGAGGGGGAGGGCUGUUUUAUGCUGAAGUAAAUAGUGAAAACGACAGCAAAGGUCAUACAUUUGAAUAUCAAAUGUAUGAGCAAUAAAAAAAAUACAUCGGUAGUAAAUUUUUAAUAGGGCGAAUGCGCCAAAUGUGAACAAAUGGAAAUGGAGUUAUCAGCUGGGCGAUAAUGUACGUUCAGAGCUCUACAUUUUGAAUGCACAACGUUAACUGAAGGAUAUUUGGUUUUCGAAAAACGGAGAAAACAAAAUGAAAUAUUUGCUGGGAGCUCACGGAGCUGUCAAACUUUGAAUUUCUCGAAACAGUGUUGUUGGCGCAUUCGCCGUAAUCAAAAUUCGAUACUGACAUGUUUUCGAAUUCAACAGAAAAAUAUUUUACUUUUCAUGACUUUGUUUGAGUUUUUAUGACAUAUAAAAAAAAGGAAAAAUAUUUGCAUUACACCAUAAGACAUACUAACAAGCCCGCUUAUGGGCUGGAAAGGAAUAAGUGUAAAUAUUGUAUUUAGUAUGAAUGAUUAAGCAAUUUACCAUUUUAAAUUAGUUCACUUGAUGAAAUGCUAAUUUUGAAAAAUCUAAGCUAAUUAUGAAAAGACGCAAUAUUGAAAUAUUAAUCUGAGGAUGAUGAUACAUCAAACGUAUAUGUAAAUUAAACGCUUCAUUUUUCUAAAAAUAAAAUUUUCUAGUGUGGUCUUAUUCAAAACUCAAAAGCUGAACAGCCUUCUACCGAGCUUCAGCUAUAAAACUUGAAGGUUUCAAUAAGAACCUAUAUAAUCCUUGACCUGAGUAAAUGCUACAGAUGUUUAAUACAUAGUUGAGUGUUAUUUCUAUGGAUUCGAUAGAAGCUAUAGAGCGAUAUUCGAUAAAAGUUCAGGUUUUUCCACAAGACUAAAAGACGAAUAUAAAGUAAACAUUCCGGAAUUAUUUUCGCAAAAACCGGGCAAUAUCGAAACUAUUGAGAAACACGUCUUUACGUUUUCGAUGAUCGUUUAUUACAGGACAACUUAUGAUACUAGGCUGGUUGCUUUUAUACCCUAGUCGUUGUUAUUUAGUAUUGCCAUAGCAACCACAACGUCUAGGAUACUUAUAUACUACGUACAUAGCAACGUGAGUUGCUAUGCUCCUUAUAUACAAAUAGCUGUAAAUCGCUGACUGCUAUGAUUUCCAACACCCCCUCUCAGAUAUUUGAAUCUUAUAGCCUUGAAGCUACAACCAACGAUUGUUAACUUCACUAGAUAAACCGCCUGCAUCUGGAUGACUGUCGGAUUACAGUCGCACCCCCUCUGAACACCUCAUGUGCUCCGUCUGGCUGGGCAUCCAAUUUUUAAAGGACGUUUCUUUGACCGUUCAACAACUGUCCAAGUCUGAUGAUUCUGCAACGUCAUUUGCUCGCCCUGGAUCGCUUGCCGCCUUUCAACCUCGGUUGGAUGACCAUCGACAUCGGUACAACGUUCAGGAACCUGUUUGGGAUUAACAACAGCAGAAAGAGCUCUAUGUGGAAGAAAAUCAGAAAACCAACCUGGUCUCCUGCACUCCCGACCACUGGACCUGGGAACUACUAAGUUAGGUUUGUACCUUUUUGUGGUGGGAGUGCGGUUGCGCCUUCCUCGUUGCUGUCGUCUUCUUCUUCAUCUUCUCCAGCAGUGCUACUGCCGCUGGAUCCUCGAUUAUCCUCUUCUGCUUCUUCUUUUGCGAUCUCAGGUCCCCCCUCUUGCUCGGGAAACGGUGGUAUUAUCUCCGGAAUAACCAAUCUCUCGUCCACAUUUGGGGCCUUGCGUGAACGACUCAUCCGCCAAUAAAAGAGGUUGCCUUUCGCCUAAGCAACACCGAUAGUGCCGCCGUCCUUCCUCAGAAUUGCACGGUCAGGUUUGAACUCCACGUGCACACCCGCUUUUAGUAGUCUCGCCAACGACAGCACAUUGUACUUGAGCUGCUUGACGCACAGCACAUUGCCGAACGACAACUUGUACUGAUUUCUCCCAACGGCCGACACGCCUUUCACGGUACCUUCCUUCGUUGCUAUCAGCACCUCACCAACCUUUGCGCUGUCAAUGUGAAGUGGCUCACGCACGCUGCGAAUUUCGUUGAACAAGCAUUCGUCACGGGCCAUGUGGCAGCUCGCACCCGAAUCGAGAACCCACUCGAUUUCGUCUCGAUUGCUGAACACCUUCGCACCAGAAACAAGUGCAAACUCCUUGUGGAAUGAAGUUUUCCCCUGCGCUUCGUUCGCUCGGCUCGCCUCGGGACAAGCAUGCAUCUUAUGCCCGACCUUUCCACAAUUGUAGCAUUUUCCGGGAAAAUUCGCUGACCUCUUACGUCCUUUUCCAGAUUUGGCCGAAAACGCCACCUCGUCCGAAUCGUUGAACGCACCCGGUCCGAAUUCUCUUCCAGAACGCUUCCUCUCCUCUGCUAAAAGGCGUGCUUUUACAGUAUCAAGCCUUAUUUGUUGAUCGUCCAAAUUUUCCAUCACCGUGGUUACGACGUCGUAGCUGGGUGGCAACGAUAUGAAAAGCUGACUCACCAUGUCAAGCUCAGUCACCGUGGCACCGGCAUCCUUCAGCUGUCUCACCAGCUCAUCGAACCGACGAAAAUGAUCCGCCAGCAACGUCCCUUCUUCCAUCUGCAGCAUAGCCAAGGACCGCCGAAUAUACGUCUGGGAGGCAAAACCUUUUUUAGCGAAGGUACUUGCCAACGACGUCCACAUUUCUUUGGCCGUCUCCUUGUCGCGCACGUACUCUAAAUGGCUAUCCGCAAUAAACGCCACCAGGAGUGCUUUCCCCAAGUAACCAUAAGCACUAAAGCUUUGCAUUUUUAUAGCUUUACUCCAGCAUUCAAGUGCUAAAUUACACUAUAUCAGCAUACCAAGUGCAAUUUUGCAUUACAACAGCCCUUCGAGAAAUUCAUCAUAGCUCUAAAACAGAAUAACAAAUGCUAUAUUUUCUAAGCAUUAAAUUCGCAUCAAACAAGCUUGCUUAAAUACUUUUUUGCACUAUUUGAGCACUACACUGGCAUUAGGCCAAAGCACAUUAGCAUUGAUUGAUGCUGAAUCAAUGCAAAUUUAGGGCACCGGUUGCAAGAAAUUUGAUUCAAAUAGGACUUUAAUUUCAAAGAUUUAACGCGGACCUGAUAGGUCCACAAGCAGAGUUACUGAAAAAUGUCCGAUCCAUAUGGAUGUCAUGAGUUCGAUUCCAGGUCAUCUUCACCCGAAAAAUAAAAAAUAAAAAUAUUGAAAAUUCAAACCGAGAGAUCCCCUUAAUAUGCAUCAGCGAAUAUCAAAAUAAGUCAAAUUCAUUAUCAUGGCAGAAAAAAUGGAGCCAAACAAAAAUCGUUUUUUUUACCCGCAUGGUUGUACCUCAUUUGAACGCCAUUUGCAUUUUCCCAGCAUUUUGCCCGCCAACGCUAUAGCAUCAAUUCAGCAUAGCACAGUGCUUUUAUAGGGUUAUACCAGUUUCUGCACUAAAGCCGCAGUUAAUUUCGCCAAACCUGGCUCACAGGGCUAAUAUGAUGCACAGAAUCAAGCUCUAUAGCUGAUGUUAGAGCAGAGUUGGUGCUAGUUUUUAGUGCUUAUGGUUACUUGGGUCGCCUUCUCGUCCCUCUCGAAAAACGCUGCAUUCGCUGCCGCUUCUCUGGGGGAUCCGCCGUGAUGGUGUCCUUCACUCCAUGCGCCGAAAGUUGAGUCUCCACUCGAAACCUCCACGUGUCGUAGUUGUCGCCAGCGAACUGCACGAUGCCAACUUUCUUCGGACUGCUCAUCUUGAACCGGAAACUUUUCACAGACUUCGAGAACUUUAACUUUACUGCACUCUUAGGUAUGGCGUGACUGAGCCCAUAACCUAUUGAGAAACACGUCUUUACGUUUUCGAUGAUCGUUUAUUACAGGACAACUUAUGAUACUAGGCUGGUUGCUUUUAUACCCUAGUCGUUGUUAUUUAGUAUUGCCAUAGCAACCACAACGUCUAGGAUACUUAUAUACUACGUACAUAGCAACGUGAGUUGCUAUGCUCCUUAUAUACAAAUAGCUGUAAAUCGCUGACUGCUAUGAUUUCCAACAGAAACAAAUCAGAAAAAAUGCCAGAGAAGAGUCCAAAAAAUGUAAGGGAAAUGUGAAGAAAAAGGAUUUGAUAUUAAUUUUUAUUUGUCGAAAGCAUCAGCAUUGUUCAAUUCGUGUUUUGAGCGGAUCAUAGACUACACAAAUGGCUUGUGCAAAUUCGAUGAUUCCACGACGAUUGUUUGAUUCUAUGCUUGCCCACACACGAUAUAAACAUAUUUAACCGAUUUAAUAGAUUUUUCCAGGGCUCAAGAAUCGAUCGGAAAUUUCAGUUGAAAAGAAAGACCAAUCCUAAUGCAAAAGCAUUGGAAAGUGAUUCGACAUCCCCAAAAAAAUCAAUUUACGAACGCGCCGUUAUUUUAUGUUAAGGGUCCUAUUUUAUUAUUUAGUAUGUUUUCAACACAAAAUAUUACCCAGUCUUACCUGACAAACCUUACUUAAUUUUGAUAGUUUCCAUUUCAACUCACUCAAAUUGAGGUGUUAAAAAAUAUAAUUAAGAAGCGGUCGUAAAUGUGUUACUAGUGUCAAAAUUUCUACCACUUUUUCCCAACACGAGUGAACUUGCUCUAAAACUUUAUCCCUUUUAUCCAGAUAAAGCCCGGUUUACAGUUCUUGUGAACUCGGACGAGAACGUGAAAAAAUAUUCUGCAGUGACAUGUCAAAUCGGUCGAAUCUUCAAAAUUAGCAACAAGAUUGUUUAAUGCCAGAUAGAAAUUAGUUCCGAUCAUAAAGUAAGUACUUUAUGUAUUUUAAGUACUCUUAAAAGUAUUUAUCGAUCAAAGAGUGACGAGCUUUAGCGAUUUGUUUCAUAUGAUUACUUUUAGUAAAAAGCCAAUGUUUUUCAAAAUAACUUUUAUUAAAAUGAAACAAUCGAAAAGUUUUUAUGAAAUUUGAAUGGAUCGGUUCACUUGUGUUCAUCAAUUUUGUUGCUUUUCAGUUCUUUUUAAAACAUUAUUUGUGAAAAAUUCCAUGAUUUUUUUAAUUAUUUCCAUAUCUUUUCUGAAGCACCCAUUUAAACAGAGCGGAUUCUUUGUUUUCUAUUUCAAUGGACUCUAGUCAUUCGCAUGGUUUACAUUUAUUCGCUGAGAAACUCUUCGAACAGGUACAAUUAAAUGAUGCCCAAGUAGGGUUUAAAAUAAAAUAAAAACUAUCGUAUGCGUUUCAUUU
Molecule: messenger RNA, 9396 nt
Organism: Uranotaenia lowii
Lineage: Eukaryota; Metazoa; Arthropoda; Insecta; Diptera; Culicidae
Gene: alpha-Man-IIa
Product: alpha-mannosidase 2
Exons: 7
Coding region: 455-3859 (1134 amino acids)
Biological process (GO): N-glycan processing; protein deglycosylation; mannose metabolic process
Cellular component (GO): Golgi membrane
Molecular function (GO): alpha-mannosidase activity; carbohydrate binding
Source: RefSeq, a predicted model, not a curated record